AGCGCUCAGAAGAAAAGGAGGAAGCGGGGAGAGAGCACCGCAGCGCAGCUCGUCUACUCAACCGAAGGACAAGAUAACAAAAACCCAAACAAACUAUCGAACCCUCAGCUUGUCGCAACGCCACAGCGAACUCCUCUACCCUGAACUGCGCACGAGGAACGACUUUUACAGUUCCAGAAACGCUUUUAGACACCAGUAACUUGCGUUGGUUUGUUAAAGUUAAAUUAAAGACAGUUGUACAGAUAGCCUAGUCGGAGAAUGGCAGACUCGUCGGCGGCCAACAGCGACGGGGAGGACGGACCCCGCGAGCCCAUGCGGGGCUUCGCGCGCCAGGGAGCCCUCCGCCAGAAGAACGUGCACGAGGUGAAGGACCACAAAUUCAUCGCGCGCUUCUUCAAGCAGCCCACCUUCUGCAGCCACUGCACCGACUUCAUCUGGGGUUUUGGCAAGCAGGGAUUCCAGUGUCAAGUGUGUUGUUUCGUGGUUCACAAACGUUGCCAUGAGUUCGUCACUUUCUCCUGCCCAGGUGCUGAUAAAGGACCUGCAUCAGAUGACCCGAGGGCAAAGCACAAGUUUAAGAUCCACACCUACUCCAGCCCGACCUUCUGCGACCACUGUGGCUCUCUGCUGUACGGCCUCAUACAUCAGGGCAUGAGAUGUGACCACUGUAUGAUGAACAUCCAUAAGCGCUGUGUGGCCAAUGUGCCGAGCCUGUGUGGGACAGACCACACAGAGAGAAGAGGUCGCCUCCAGAUUUUUGCUGAAAUCAAGACUAAUGUACUCACUGUUACCAUCAAAGAGGGCAGGAAUCUGGUUCCUAUGGAUCCAAACGGUCUGUCAGACCCAUAUGUGAAGCUUAAACUGAUCCCAGAUCCCCGCAGUGAGAGUAAACAGAAGACCAAGACCAUAAAGUGCUGCCUCAACCCCACCUGGAAUGAGACCUUUAAAUUCCACCUAAAGGAGUACGAUAAGGACCGCCGUCUGUCGGUGGAGGUGUGGGACUGGGACCUGACCAGCCGCAACGACUUCAUGGGAUCGCUGUCCUUCGGCAUCUCGGAGCUCCAGAAACAAGGAGUGGAUGGAUGGUUCAAGCUGCUCUCUCAGGAAGAAGGCGAGUACUUCAAUGUUCCCGUUGCUCCGGAGGGGGAGGAGGGCAACGAGGAGCUACGGCAGAAAUUUGAGAGGGCUAAGAUUGGUCCAGGCAAGAACACAGAGGGCAAGUCAGCCAAUGCUGCAUCCCGGUUCGACUCCAAUGGCAACCAAGAUCGCAUGAAGCUGGCUGACUUUAACUUCCUGAUGGUGCUGGGCAAGGGAAGCUUUGGCAAGGUAAUGCUGGCAGAACGAAAAGGGACUGAGGAACUGUAUGCUGUAAAGAUCCUGAAGAAGGACGUUGUGAUCCAGGAUGAUGAUGUGGAAUGCACCAUGGUGGAGAAGAGAGUGUUAGCAUUGGCUGGCAAGCCCCCAUUUUUAACACAGCUGCACUCCACCUUCCAGAGCAUGGACCGUUUGUAUUUUGUCAUGGAGUACAUAAACGGAGGAGAUCUCAUGUAUCAGAUUCAGCAGGUCGGCAAGUUCAAAGAACCCCAUGCUGUAUUCUAUGCUGCGGAGAUAGCCAUUGGUCUGUUCUUCCUACAUCUAAAGGGCAUCAUCUACAGAGACCUGAAGCUGGACAAUGUGAUGCUGGACUGUGAGGGUCACAUUAAGAUAGCAGAUUUUGGCAUGUGUAAAGAAAAUAUGACUGAUGGAGUCACCACAAAGACCUUCUGCGGAACACCAGACUACAUAGCUCCUGAGAUCAUAGCCUACCAACCUUAUGGGAAAUCUGUGGACUGGUGGGCCUUCGGAGUAUUGCUCUAUGAGAUGCUGGCUGGACAGCCUCCAUUUGACGGUGAAGAUGAGGAUGAGUUAUUUCAGUCCAUUAUGGAGCAUCACGUCUCCUAUCCGAAGUCAAUGUCCAAGGAGGCUGUCGCUAUCUGUAAAGGGUUGAUGACGAAGCAUCCAGCGAAACGACUGGGCUGUGGUCCGGAGGGGGAGAGAGACAUCAGGGAUCACAGUUUCUUCCGCUACAUGGACUGGGAGAAACUGGAGAACAAGGAAGUGCAGCCACCAUUCAAACCCAGAGCUUGUGGACGGGAUGCCGAGAACUUUGACCGUUUUUUCACACGCCACCCGCCGGUGCUGACCCCGCCCGAUGAAGAAGUGAUUCAGAACCUGGACCAGGAUGAGUUCCAGGGAUUCUCCUUUAUCAACCCAGAGUUCCCAGGAAAUGCUGCUACCCCCUCUGCCGCCGAGCAGGCUUGAUUACGGCUCAUGCACGGACACAUGGAAUCACACACACACAAACAUAUACAUAAUCAUUUUACCCAGUAUCAACCCUGCAUACCCUGGAACAUAUACACACACGCACACACACACCAACGUAAAAUAUCCUGGAAAUGAUUUGUGCUGUCACAUGAUCUACAACUUAAACUGAUACACGGACAUACAGAGUAAGCUUUAAACACAUAGACACACACUUGUUGUUCACACUGCUGCAACCUGUACGAUGUGUCGUGAUCUUCUGAUGAUUAAUGUGCAGUAAAAAAGACAAAUGGCCUGAAUGCAUGCAUGCUAGUCAGUUAAAGUGAGACAUUUAGAUCAUUCGAUUGAAUAUAAACAAAUCCUGUAUUGUCCCGUGCUUCUACGUCAUCAAAAUAUUACUAGUAAGAAAUCAACCUUUGACUUUUCCCAAGCUCUGAACAUUGAUUCAUCACAAGCUUGAUGAAUCUGACUCAUUUCACAUUUGGGAUUAUUUUGAACUUGUGUUGCUCACAGUGUGAACAAAGUGUUUUUGUUUAAUUUACCAGACAUCAUCAGACUUAAGGAUGAUUAGAAAUUAAUGGUGACCAUUUAAUAGAUCAAACAUGAGGGACAAAAAUGUGACUGUUGAUGAGUUACUAACUAGUAAUGCAUUAACUGACACAAAUGCAGUACAUUUACAACCUAACUACAGUAUACUGAAAAUUCCCCCAGAACACACAAAUACAACUGCAAAAUCCACAUCUACAGCGUUUCAUGUUAUGACUUUUUUUGGUGGAAAUUGUGAUCUAACUUUUCUUUUACUCAUUCCUCGACUAUUCCAGCGCAUUCUGAGUUCGGCCCGUAAUUCUGGUGUGCUUUUUAUUCAGUGUAUGAUAAUAAUAGUGUCUGUAUGUUUAUCCUUAGCUAAAACUGGAAUGCUUCACAUACUUGUGCAUGAGUUUCUAUAUCAAUAAUAUAUAGGGCUAUAUGAUAGCCCUGGACAGCAGCAUUUUAGCACCUGAUCCCUGCACCCCUCUGCUGCCAUUGUGAGGCUAUUCUUCUUGGUUUUCAAAAUAUGUAUUAAAAAAAACAGAGUUUGACUUUACCCAAUGAGACAGCGGAAGAUCAGAUUUGUGCCACAAAAGACCACAAAUAUCAGAUUUUCUAUGUGUCUUAUUUGCUGUUCAUCGCUGGGAUCAUGAUGGUAAAAUGCUGUUGGGGAAUGUAGUCUUUAGCUUUGAGUCAGUUAAAUAUAGAUAGAUAAUACUACUUCCUAUACUCUUGAUUUUCUGUAUUUAAGCAAUGAAAGAGACUAGCGGUUUGUGUUUUACAAAAGCAUGAUUCUGAUACCUGGGCGUUUGUUCACAGCGUAUGUAUGUACAUUACGUGCACGUGUAUGAUUUAUAUGUGUGUGAACGAGUACUGUGUAUGAAAACGCACAUUGGCGCUUGCAUAUUUGAAAUGCUUGCCCGUAUCUGUCUUCCCAGCUCCUUGCCUGCCCGUCGUUAACAUUUGUUUGUAUGGAGAAUGCCUGCACACCCCCGUUUGAAGCAGUAUUGGUAUGGUUCACUUUACUUCCAACUAGCAGCUCCUCUAAUGGAAGAAGGGAAAAGAUGGAAAUAGAGAAGAAAAAAGUUUUCCUGGAGGAAUGCAUGUUGAUGCUUACAUAUUGAAAUUGAAACAAUGAGAAAAUAACAAUACGUUUCAGUAAAUGUCAACAAGAGAAUAGUGACACAAGAGACAAUUAGUACUUACUGUGAGUCUUAAUGAAAGCUGUACAUAAGUUGGUGUAGUCUUAAACCUUGUGGUUGAAUCAGCAUUGACGUUCAGGGCUGCAAAUUCCACCUCGAUAGUUCCUGGAAAGUACAAGUACCAGGGAUGUUUUGCAGGUGAGGAUUUAUGUCCUGGAAAUUUAAAUUGAACCCAGUUUCCUGCUUUCAGGUGGAAUACUUGUGCAUUUCAUAAAGUUCCUAGGGCCUGAGAAAAGCUUCUGUGGUAGAAAAAAGACCACUAACUGGAUUUUAAACCGAUAAGCAGACCAAUAUAUCGUGCAGCUCUACUUUUCUGGUCUAGUUUUUUGGUUAAAGGAAUUGAGACUCAACUCACUGUGAUUGGUGUUUUUCAAGUAGCCAUCUGCGUGCGCCAUAAGAAUUUCCAUCUUAACUACAGCAGCAGCAAAUGUGGAGAAAGGUUAAGGCUAGCCCUUCUGAAGCAGGAAAGUGUGUGUGUGUGUGUGUGUUAUGUUUUGUUUUCCCUAGCUAGCAAUAAUGUUGUUAAUGUUAUGACAGGAAGGCAGAAUUGGUACUGAACCGGCAAUCAGGAGACUCAGGUUAGGACUGUAAUUAAUUUACAUAUAAAAAGCCUUGAGGUUAUGAGGCUUAUUGGUAGGCAUAUUUAUCCCGGCCAGAGAGAAAGAUGGGCCUAAUACACUUGAGUGCAGCUAACGUGUGGAAGAGGCUGAAGUGCUGCCUUUUCGUCUUUACUAGUUAACGUUAGCUAGCUAUAGACAGGAGAAAAAAUAAUUCACUGUGCCGCUCAAAGUAUACCUGCAGCUACCGGCAACGUUUAAGACGGAAUGUUUCCUUGCAUGUUACUCAAUGCAUGAGUUGAUGUUGUGAAUCAGUCAACACAUCUGAAAUGUCAACUUUGACCAUUUCAUUUGUUUUUACUAGCUCUCUUGCGUGACAUACACCUUAGUGAUGAUUGGAUCUCAAAGCGCUUCAAAAAUGUAAAUGAAUUUCAACCAGAGUAUGAAAACUGUGAAUAUUCUUUUUCCUCACUUGCGUCCUCUCUGUGCUCCGGCAACACUACACUCACAGUAUCAUACCAUUAAUUCACUUGAACAAACGGUUAUCUGUCAUGCCAACAGUCACUGUGGUCUCCACAAGCAUGACUACUGAUACGGACAUUAUCAUGAAGAUAGUAACUGAUAUCUUAAAAUAUCUACUUCGACUGGAAGUUAAUGGGGGAUCAAUGUAUCUAUGGUGAUCAAUAGCGAAUCAGAAUAUAACGAUUAUUUCAAAAGAGAAACACCGAUGGUAUGUUUGCAAAAAGCAAAGGGAGCGAAGAAUGGCAAGAAUUCAGACUGGUAAGCCACACACUGAGGAAGUUCUCCUUUAGAUGCCUCAUCUUAAGUUUUUCACACAUAAGAUCUUUGUAAUGCACAUCAAUGGAUUGUGUGUUAAGAUGCUUUUUGGUGGCACUGACACCUGGAAGUAAUUUGACAUUUUGAUUGGGUUAAUGGAUGGGGGAAAGUCACUGAUUUAGGGAAAGUCAUAACUAGCUAUCUGGUUAAGGUAGUUCCUGUCUGUUAUCUCUAGUCUUAAUCUUCAGCACAGAAGAGCAGCUUUAGUGCUUUCACAUUUCGUCCACAAUUAUGAAACUGAAAGUAAAUGUUUUUAUGACUUGACGAUGUAAAGCUAAAUCUGUGUCCACUAACUGUGUCGUUCCUACAUUGUUGGUAUUUAUUAGUCAGUGUCUCCUGUAUUAUAACAGUAACAAAUAAUUAUAUAUUCUUAUCCAUAAACACGUAUAAAACGGUGUCAAAUGUUGAUAUAUACAUUUAAUUAUACAUCAUGUGGUCAGUAUUGCAACGGACAAGAGGAGGAGUCUUACUCCAGGAUUUGUGUUCUUGGUUUUAGGAUUCCUUCCUGCUGAAGGAGAAGCGAAAUGAACUCUGCAUGAAAAUGCUUUUGUUUAACCUUUUUAUUACUUAGGAUUUAUAUACAUUUAACAUAUUAGGGUUGAUUCAUGUUUUCUGUGUCAGCAGUGCUUAAAAAGUGUGAUCCAAGCUACUGUCCUGUGCGCUAUGUGUGAAAAUAAUGAAAGAAGAAAAAAGAAAAAAAUGCUUUCCAUGUGCCAAAUUUGUUUUGUUUUCCAGGAAAAACAGGCAUACCUAAAAUAAAGGAUUUAAAAGAUG
Molecule: messenger RNA, 6199 nt
Organism: Micropterus salmoides (largemouth bass)
Lineage: Eukaryota; Metazoa; Chordata; Actinopteri; Centrarchiformes; Centrarchidae
Gene: prkcbb
Product: protein kinase C, beta b
Exons: 17
Coding region: 259-2301 (680 amino acids)
Biological process (GO): protein phosphorylation
Molecular function (GO): zinc ion binding; diacylglycerol-dependent serine/threonine kinase activity; ATP binding
Source: RefSeq, a predicted model, not a curated record